AUGGCCGCCAUGCUCGACCAAUCCCUCGACGCCAUGAUCAAGGACGCCGCGAAAGCCACGCCGAAGCGUCGCAACGCGAAGAAAUCCGCCAACGUCAAGGUGGGCGGGAAGAAGAAUGCGCGAUCGGCGAUGAAGAAAACGAACGCCGGCCCGACGCCCAUGGCGGUCGGUGGCGUGAAGAAGACGAAGAAUAACAAGAAGAAACCGGCGCGAUCGAACGCGGCGACGGCGAUGGCGGUCGACGGCAUGAUGCGCGGAGGCGGAGGACGACAGGCGAACGCGCAGGCGGGCGGACGCACGAAGCUCGUCGUCGGGAACCUGGACUUUAAGGUGAACGAUAGAGAUAUCAAGGUAAGGAGACGCGCGACGUUAGCAUGGGAAGGACCGUCGGUGCGCGCGUGA
Messenger RNA from Ostreococcus lucimarinus CCE9901, 402 nucleotides. RefSeq lists its product with no specific name. Lineage: Eukaryota; Viridiplantae; Chlorophyta; Mamiellophyceae; Mamiellales; Bathycoccaceae. The record is from RefSeq and is a predicted model, not a curated record. The transcript has a single exon. Bases 1 to 402 code for a protein of 133 amino acids.